Messenger RNA from Didymosphaeria variabile, 2502 nucleotides. RefSeq lists its product as uncharacterized. The coding region runs from base 1 to 2502 and encodes 833 amino acids. Gene Ontology annotation, biological process: protein deubiquitination. NCBI's taxonomy places the organism in Eukaryota, Fungi, Ascomycota, Dothideomycetes, Pleosporales, Didymosphaeriaceae. Gene Ontology annotation, cellular component: cytosol; nucleus. The record is from RefSeq and is a predicted model, not a curated record. The transcript has 4 exons.
AUGGCAAGCCUCAACCAGGAAGACAUAGACACGCUCGUCGCGGUCUCAGGCAAUCAGGUCGACAGAGAUCAAGCUGCGCAGGUGCUAAAGAUAUCGAGUAAUAAUGUCGAAACGGCGAUGAACAAGAUAUUCGACGCUCUGGAAAGACCGAACGGUAUAACGGAACUGGUCAAGCAGGGCGACACCACCUGGGACGGCACUGCCUUUGGGGGCUUAAGCGGGUAUGGUCCAUACCAGGAAGCCAAUACCAAUAACAAUCUCCCCACAUUUCAUAUUGAUGCCACAAAUGUCGACGAUCCCAACAGUGGAGGUUUCAGUGCAGCGCCCACCAGGCCACCGUCGCGAAACAGCCAGCGCCCUGGGUCCGCGAUGUCCACGCACAUGGGCGACGUACCAAUGCAGAGUUCGUUCUACUCCGAGGAUGGAUCAUGGCAUAAUAUCGAGCCACUGACUGGGUUCCCAGGCGUCGAAAGUGGUCAAGAUUCGGGCGUAGUAGGCAAUGCAGGUACCGCAGGAGUCCUCCGUCCCGCUACCCAAAACUACUAUGACAGCGCCUCGUGGGCCUUGGUUCCUGCUACGAAGAGUACUGAGUACAUUCCAGAUGCUUCUUUGCACGAUCAAAUUCGAAAAGAGAAGCCUGGCUUCAUCAAACCAACUGUGAGCGACAACCACCUACCUGCAUUGAUAACGAUGUUACAUUCUAUCCCUCUUAUUCGAAAUACGCUACUUGCCCCGGAGAUCUCGGCUGGGAAUUACUGGCGUGGCGAAGACUGGUGGAAAGGCAACGCCUCUGCCUCUUCCAUUAUUGUGAGUGACGAUAUCGGGUCCGAAGCUGGUUCAGAAUUGGAGCUACUGUACGAAGUUCAGCGCCUCAUGGCCUUCUUGGACUCCAGCGAAAGGACGUACGCAAGUCUUGAAUCACUUAUCCAGCUUGAUGCAUGGGCUCAACCUAGGUUCUCUUCUCCAGAUGAGCCUACGCAAAACGACCUAGUGAAGUUCCUCAUGAGAUGGAGCUCAAUGUAUCGAAACCACGCCUCAACUGCUUCGUUGAAGGGCAUACUUUGCUCUGAUGUCAACGUCAACGGCAAAGAGCAAGGGAGCCAUGUACUCGAAGUCGAGAUGGGCUCCAUUGAUACAAUUUCAACUGAACCCACGCUGUACGACUACAUUGAUGAAUUACUCUUCACAGAGUUUGGUAGUGCCCACAUCACAAAGCCAAGCAGCGUUCUCGUUUUGUCGCUUGAACCUAAAGGGUCAAAGCGCAACUGCAAGAUUCCUGCUAUUCUCUACGCGGAUAGAUACCUCGAGGAGAAUCGGCCAACAGUCGAGGCAAACUUCACUAACAAGAAGAAGUACACCGAAAUAUUAUUGACAUUGGACGCGAAAGUGGAGGACCUCAAGUAUCACACGCCACAGAAAGUUCAGUAUCCCAAAAAGAUGGAGACUUUGACGCUUCUCAAGAACAGCAUGAGGGCGUUUGAAUCAGAGACUGAGGCUAUGACGGAGAGUCUUCGGGAUGUAGCAGUUCUUGAUCAUCUCCAGUCACUAUACGCGAAGGUUGAAAGGCAGCUGUCCGAAUUAGAAGAGCAAAAGAAGAAAGCGAAGGAAGCCCUCGAUGGAGUCGCGGAGCUGUUUCGGGCACCACUGGAAGAAGCCAACUCGGAGACAGAUACAACAGAAUGCAACACGCAGCACAAAUUCAAUCACCCAUACAGGCUCUGUGGAGUUGCGAAGUCCAAGACCGAGUACUAUAUUUGCCAUCCGGUAAAGGAGCCCGGACACUUGGAAAAAGAUCACGCAUGGUGGCAUAUCAAAUAUGAUGUACCAAACUCAAGCUCCGGCUCCGAAGAACCUGCCUCCAUAAUACGAGAUUGGAAAGACAUCACCGAUGUGCUCGAAGACGUGAGCACGAUCAGCGAAAGCACUGUCCUCGUGUAUGCAAACGACGCCGCCUUCUUGCCCUCACUCACAUCACUAUCCCCGAAACUGGAGACAUUCGUCAAGAAGGAUAACCUGAAUUUCCAGCAAAAAGUAGCGACGGCGGAGGCGGCUUGGCUUAAUCAGGGGCAGAACGAAGCGAGUCAGAAAGACUGGUUCGAAGGAGGUGACGGCUGGGACAAUGACGAGAUUGCUAAGCAAGGUUACCAGAAGGACACGUUCGGAUCCACACUAUCGAGUAAGACUCUCACACCGGACACCGACCCCAAUCCACCCGCGUACCACGACGAAGACGAUGUAGUCAACAUUACGCUCUCGCCGGAACACGAAUCCGAACAGCCGAUGGAGAUGCAGGAGAUCAACGGUGGAAUAUCGGCAUGGGCGGGCGCUAGUAAUGCCUCGAGUGAGACGGUCGGGUUGGAGCCGAUGUCUGAUAUUGUGCCGAGUGACGGGAGGCAGAGCAGGGCUAAGAACCGUGCAGAGGAUGUGCUGAUGGAGGAUGCGGAGACGGAUGAGGAGGGGAAGACAGAGCAUAUCGAGGUUCUCAAGAAGAAAGGGGGUUAG